Adineta ricciae is the source of this 444-nucleotide messenger RNA. Lineage: Eukaryota; Metazoa; Rotifera; Eurotatoria; Adinetida; Adinetidae. The record is from the annotation of a GenBank genome assembly.
AUGCAAAAAUAUACGAUCAAAGCGGGUGAUACAUUGUGGGCUCUCAGCAAACAAUACGAUAUUCCUCUCGACGAAAUCUUAACUGCCAAUCCUGAUGUUGUACCUGAGAAUUUACAAAUUGGUCAAACGGUAAAUUUGCCCACGAGAGGGAAAACAGAAAAGCAUCAUCACACGUCGAGUGGAUCAGGUCGAACAAUUUCAAUGCGUGUCACAUCUUACGGAUGGAAUGAUAACGAUCCGCCAAGUGCAGAAAUUGCUUAUCCAAAAAGUGGUGGUUAUCCCACAAAGCAUAAUUCAGCGACAGAAGGUCGAGGAACCUACGAAGAUCCCAUUACAUUUGCAACAGACGAACGUGAACUAGACAUCGGAACUAUGAUUUACGUUCCAUUUUUAAGAAAAUAUUUUGUUAUGGAAGACCGUUGUGCAUCGGCAGUACAAGCAUGA